Aspergillus saccharolyticus JOP 1030-1 is the source of this 1118-nucleotide messenger RNA. RefSeq names its product intradiol ring-cleavage dioxygenase. The record is from RefSeq and is a predicted model, not a curated record. Bases 119 to 994 code for a protein of 291 amino acids. Lineage: Eukaryota; Fungi; Ascomycota; Eurotiomycetes; Eurotiales; Aspergillaceae. Gene Ontology annotation, molecular function: ferric iron binding; catechol 1,2-dioxygenase activity. Gene Ontology annotation, biological process: catechol-containing compound metabolic process. The transcript is spliced from 4 exons.
UUUAGGACCGAUAUAAUCUGAUCACCUUCCGUCAAGCGCGUCAGCAUCCCUCUCAUCUCAUCCUCUUCUCUAUCACCUCAUCUAACCCCCUCUCCCCCCAGACCACACAUCCAACAAAAUGUCCGCCCCCCACCGCUUCGACCCCACCUUCACCGACAAUGUCAUCAACGCAAUGGGCCCCAAAACGACCCCGCGUUUCCGCCAACUGAUGACCGGACUGAUCCGCCAUGUCCACGAUUUCGCCCGCGAGAACGAAGUCACCGUUGACGAGUGGAUGGCCGCCGUGAAUUUCAUGAACUGGGCGGGUCAAAUGAGCGACGACAAACGGAAUGAGGGACAACUUGUGACGGAUGUGAUAGGAUUGGAAUCGUUGGUCGACGAAAUAACCUACACCCUCGCCUCCGAAGCCCAAGACGCCCCCACCGCCACCGCCAUCCUGGGCCCCUUCUUCCGCGCCGACACCCCCUACCGCCAAAACGGCGAGAGUAUCGUGCGCACCCCCGUCGCGGACGGCGAGAUGGCGUACAUGCACGGCCGGGUGGUGGACCACGCCACGAAGCAGCCGCUGGUGGGCGCGACGGUCGAGGUCUGGCAGGCGAGCACCAACGGGCUGUACGAGCAGCAGGACGCCGCGCAGGAGGAGUUUAAUCUGCGGGGGAAGUUUCGGACGGAUGAAAAUGGGCGCUAUGGGUUUUAUUGUUUGCGGCCGACGCCGUAUCCUGUUCCUGAUGAUGGACCCGCAGGAAAACUCCUCGAGUUGAUGGACCGGCAUCCGUUCCGGCCGGCGCAUAUCCAUAUCAUUGCCACCCAAGAAGGGUACAAACCCCUCACAACACAGAUCUUCGACCGCAAGGACCCCUACCUCACCAAUGACUCGGUCUUCGCCGUCAAGGACUCCCUGAUUGUGGACUUUGUCGAGCGUAAGGACGACCCUCAAGCUGGUCUUGAGUUGGAGUAUGAUGUCAAGUUGGCGGCGGCGCCCGCGUCAAACUAGACCCCUUCUCUUGUGAGAAGGUUGGGUGUACAUGGUUGAGAGAAUUAGCAGGUGUGCUGUACCUGGUAGGAGAGAUUCAUUUUAUGUAUAUAGUAAUUCAUAUGAUACCGACUGUUUCAAUUCC